CGAGGUCCGCGAUCUCCCGCGAGGGCGCACGUACCCGAGAGGACCGCGCGCUGGGGCGCCGGGCUGCGCGUCCACCAUGUGCGAGCUGUACAGCAAGCAGGAGACCCUGGCGCUGAGGAAGAAGCACAUCGGGCCAUCAUGCAAAGUUUUCUUUGCGGCAGAUCCCAUCAAAAUAGUGAGCGCGCAGCGGCAGUACAUGUUCGAUGAGAAAGGUGAUCGGUACUUGGACUGCAUCAACAAUGUGGCCCACGUGGGACACUGUCACCCAGAAGUGGUCAAAGCUGCCUUCAAGCAGAUGGAACUGCUAAAUACAAAUUCUCGAUUCCUCCACGACAACAUGGUCGAAUAUGCCAAGCGCCUUUCAGCAACCCUGCCGGAGAAACUCUCUGUUUUCUAUUUUACAAAUUCUGGAUCUGAAGCCAAUGACUUGGCGUUACGACUGGCUCGACACUUCAGAGGCCACCAAGAUGUGAUUACCCUUGACCAUGCUUACCAUGGCCACCUGACAUCGCUAAUUGAGAUUAGUCCUUAUAAGUUUCGAAAGGGCAAAAAUGACAAGAAAGAAUUUGUGCAUGUGGCACCGACUCCAGAUACUUACAGAGGAAAAUACAAAGAAGACCAUGAAGACCCAGCCAGCGCUUAUGCAGAUGAAGUAAAGAAAAUUAUUGAAGAUGCUCAUAAAAGUGGGAGGAAGAUCGCUGCUUUUAUUGCUGAAUCCAUGCAGAGUUGUGGCGGACAAGUAAUUCCUCCAGCAGGCUACUUCCAGAAAGUGGCAGAAUAUGUACGUGGAGCAGGGGGAGUUUUCAUAGCUGAUGAAGUUCAGGUGGGCUUCGGCCGAGUUGGAAAACACUUCUGGAGCUUCCAAAUGCAUGGUGAAGACUUUGUUCCGGACAUUGUCACGAUGGGGAAGCCAAUGGGCAAUGGCCACCCCAUGGCCUGCGUGGUGACAACCACAGAAAUCGCAGAAGCCUUCAGCAGCUCUGGGAUGGAGUAUUUCAAUACGUAUGGAGGAAAUCCAGUGUCAUCUGCUGUUGGCUUGGCCGUGCUAGAUGUGAUUGAAAAUGAAGAUCUCCAAGGAAAUGCCACUAGAGUAGGGAAUUACCUUAUUGAGUUACUAAAGAAACAGAAGGCUAAACACACUUUAAUAGGCGAUAUCAGGGGCUUUGGCCUAUUCGUCGGGAUUGACUUAGUAAAGGACCCUCAGAAAAGGACCCCUGCCACAGCGGAAGCUCAGCAUGUCAUCUACAAGAUGAAGGAAAGUGGAGUGCUGCUCAGUGCUGAUGGACCUUACAGGAACGUGCUUAAAAUAAAGCCCCCCCUGUGCUUCACUGAAGAAGAUGCAGUGUUCAUGGUGGAGCAUCUGGACAGGAUUCUGACGGGUUUAGAAGAAGCCAUUGGAGGCAAAGCUGAAAGUGUGAUCUCAGAGAAUACUCGAUGCAGAACAAAGCUGCCCAAUGAAGCCCACUCGGAACUGCUCAGUGAUGGCUCCAGGGACCCCAAAGAAAGUUCCAGCCGGAAGAGAAAUGGAUUAUGUGCAGAUAAACAUUCACUGCUCAACAAGAGGCUCAAGAUCUGAGAUCUUAGCUUUUUUCGAGCAAGCCAAGUCUCCAGAGUCCCUGAGCACAAAUGCCGUGUCCCCUCUGACUCCCCCUGUGGCACCAGGAAAAGUAGAGUCUGCAUUCCAUGGAGGUGUUCCAUGGCAAGGUGAAUGAUUGACUCGGAUAAACCAAGUGAUGAUCAAACCACGCCAAGAUGGUUGAUUCAGCCUCUAGCCUGUUAAUUCUUUACUGAGAUGUCUGAAUGUGUGAAAUUAAUUGUGCUAAAUUUAAGCUUCAAAUUAAGUUGGCAGCUUUACUUCUCGUGUUUAAUGUUUGAAAUGAGAGAACAAAGUUCAGUAGGUUCCUUACUCUGGAGCCUUAGUGCCUUAAAAGAUGAAAUCUGUAGUGACUUAAUUUAUAACUAUAUUUAUGAACUAUAACAAAUAAAAGA
Messenger RNA from Condylura cristata (star-nosed mole), 1989 nucleotides. RefSeq names its product ethanolamine-phosphate phospho-lyase (gene ETNPPL). Bases 77 to 1576 code for a protein of 499 amino acids. Lineage: Eukaryota; Metazoa; Chordata; Mammalia; Eulipotyphla; Talpidae. The record is from RefSeq and is a predicted model, not a curated record. Gene Ontology annotation, cellular component: mitochondrion. The transcript has 13 exons. Gene Ontology annotation, molecular function: transaminase activity; ethanolamine-phosphate phospho-lyase activity; pyridoxal phosphate binding.